AAACAUUUUGUACAGCCUUACAAAAUAAUAGUUGCUAAAAAUUAAAGAAAAAAUUGUUAAUCAGAAAGCUACCAUUGACAGAGAGUCGCGCACAGCUCGAAAAGGAAAAAUAAAGAACAACAAAAUCCCCGUCGUCUCUCGUUCAAUUUCCAAAGAAAAAAAUGGGUAUCAAAAUUGAGGGACAAAUAGAGAAGGUGAAUGGGAAAGAACUCAGUUACAAUGAGUUCGUGCAGAGAUACAUGGAGAAAAAUCAGCCUGUGGUGCUGACAGGUCUCAUGGAACAUUGGAGAGCUUGCACAGACUGGGUCACUCACAAUGGCAAACCCAAUCUCCAAUUCUUCGCUACCCAUUUCGCCAAAUCAACAGUUCAGGUUGCUGAUUGUGGUACCAGAGAAUUCACAGAUCAGAAGAGAGUAGAAAUGUCUGUUUCAGAGUUUGUUGACCAGUGGAUUCAAGGGUCUGUAGAGGAGGAGGGCGGAAAUGCUUCAACUAAGGUUGUAAGAGACAAGCCUUUGCUGUAUUUGAAGGACUGGCAUUUUGUAAAGGAGUACCCAGAAUAUACAGCAUACACAACUCCCCUGUUCUUUUGUGAUGAUUGGCUCAACCUGUACCUCGAUAACUACCGCAUGCAUAAGGAUCCUGAUGUUUACUCAGAGAGUAAUGAAAUAAGCUGCUCUGACUAUCGUUUUGUUUACAUGGGAGAAAAAGGAUCUUGGACUCCUCUUCAUGCUGAUGUUUUUAGGUCAUAUAGUUGGUCAGCAAAUGUGUGUGGAAAGAAACGUUGGCUCUUCCUGUCUCCUUCUCAAAGUCAUCUUGUAUUUGACAGAAACAUGAAAAGCUGUGUGUAUAAUAUCUUUGAUGAAGUUAGUGAAACGAAAUUUCCUGGUUUUAAGAAGGCCACUUGGUUGGAGUGUAUUCAAGAACCAAAUGAAAUUAUAUUUGUACCUAGCGGUUGGUAUCAUCAAGUUCAUAAUCUGGAAGAUACUAUUUCCAUAAACCACAACUGGUUCAAUGGCUAUAACCUUUGUUGGGUGUGGGAUCUACUUUUAAAGGACUACAAUGAAGCCAAGGAAUACAUAGAAGACAUCAAGGAUAUAUGUGAUGACUUUGUAGGUCUCUGCCAGCGUAAUCUUGCGGCCAACACAGGCAUGAACUUCUAUGAUUUCCUUAUUUUCUUGGCACGCAUAUGCUUUGCCAAUUUGGUCCAAAUUUUCUAUCUACGUGGGGAUGGUGAACAGUCGAUCUGUAAUAUGUCCCAUAUGGCUCAGCAGUUGACUUCUAACCUUGUAUCUAUUCGAAAGAUUGCACUCAAGAUGAAUUCUAUAGAAGGGCUGACAAAAAAUCAUGCAUCCCAUUUGGAUUUUAGCGAAACUCUCAAUAAUCCUGAAUUCAUCAAACUUUGUAUGGUUUCAGAAAAAGCAUAUGGGGUGAUAUACAAUCAACAGACAAGUGAUUGCCAUUCAAAGGGGCCUCUGGUUGAUGAUAUAAGAGACUUGAAUAUUAUUAAAGGCCACACUUUUGAGGUCUCUACUCCUGAAGAUCUUGCUGAACUUAUAGACCUUUUUAUUAGAAAUCUUUUUGGUGAUCUCAGCAAGGAAACGUCUAAACCUAGUUGACCUUAGCCGUUCCAAGAUUAGAGAUGUUUGACUUGAGGAUAGCACGUGCAAACUAUUUUUCUCAAAACUAUAAAAUCCACAGGAAACAACAAAUCUGAGGCAUAUGUAUACAUGUUUGAAGAUAUUUAGUGUUCAUAGUUUGUUCUCAUAAGGUCUGAGGUUUGACUCAUCAUGGAUAAUAUUGGUGCAAAAGCCUGAGGAGAAUUAGGAAAAUCCAUUUGAUUUGAAGUUGUGAUUUCUUGUUAGGAAUCUUAAUGUAUCAUUGCAAUGCAAUAUAAUUAGCCUUCUCUCCUCCUUUUUUUA
Molecule: messenger RNA, 1919 nt
Organism: Humulus lupulus (European hop)
Lineage: Eukaryota; Viridiplantae; Streptophyta; Magnoliopsida; Rosales; Cannabaceae
Product: arginine-specific demethylase JMJ20
Exons: 9
Coding region: 162-1616 (484 amino acids)
Biological process (GO): negative regulation of gene expression; positive regulation of translational termination; protein hydroxylation
Cellular component (GO): nucleus; cytoplasm
Molecular function (GO): sequence-specific DNA binding; histone H4R3 demethylase activity
Source: RefSeq, a predicted model, not a curated record